AUGCAGAAGGAACUGGAGAUCCUCAUAAGCAAGCUCAAGACCAUGACAGUAAUCGACAACCAUGAAGACUACAACUAUCUGGUGUCGCACACAGACCAAUGCAAUAACAAGGCAAGGAUAUUUGAGCUUCUGAAAAGCAAGAACAAUUCCCCUGCAGAGGUGGCCCCUUUGUUGUUUACAUUUGUAUCCAAGUUAGAGCCAGAAUCCGAUGAAGACCUGCUUCCCAAGAUAGUCGAUUUUAUAAGAGGGUGCAGGGGAAAUUCCCGAGAAACCUCCGAGUGGAUGGUCAAGAUUCUGUUCCUGCUUCUUGAGAAGACCAAGGAGAGGAGAAGGGAUUCUGGAGUGAGGCUGAGACUUCUUGAGUGCAUCAGGGUCUAUGGCAAAGACACAAGGCUAGUAAAUCAUGUAAUUGAUCUUAUGUGCACAAAGAACAGUGCAGAGAUUAUUGGAUUGAUACUCGAGUCGAUUCCCUCCAUAUCCGAUGAGCUGGUUAGAUGUGCCAUGAAGCAAGACAACCCUGUGCUGCUAAAGAACCUAUCGAUUGUUCUUCCUCUUCUGUCCGGACGAGACAUCAGCUUGUUUGUAAACUAUGAGCACUUUGACGAGCUCCUCGACUCUGAACACUUUUUCAUGAGGAACUGUUUCUUAGAGAUAUGUGCAAAUCUUGUGGAGCACUUCAAGAAAAAAGGGAUGGUUGGAAAGUUGAACGAUCUUGUGGGGGUGGUUGUGGAGAGACUAUCCGACACAUACUUUUUGACCAGAUACAAGGCCCUUCAGGUUCUUGAAUGUCUCUUCCAAAGAAACUCAAUAACGGUUGGAAGAAGGCAUGAGGUCAUACGGGAAGUAGGGGGGAGAGUACUGGAUAAGACUGUUGUUGUUAGAAAGAAGGCCAUCAGCAUCUGCUCAGGUUUACUCAUGAGGCACCCCUUUGCAUCUGAGAAAACCCUUGAAAAGAAGAAUCUGGGAUCUGCUGAGAAUGAGAGCAACAGAAGCGGGCUGUGCGAUGGGGAAAAGGAGUCUGAAAUGAAAUACUACGAGGAUCUGAAUCAGUUCCAUGAUAUCAUGAAGGAAAUACAGGACAACAUUGUCACCCUCUUAAGCGGAGGGACCAAAACAGAGAUCAACGAGUGCAUUGAGUUCAUAAAGCUCUGCUUCUACUACAGGAUAGAUGGGUCCAGAGAGGCGUUUGAAUCAUUAUUUGACCUUGUAUGGACCCAAGACCUGGAGCUUCUGGUUCUAUCGUUCAGAGAUCUUGUUGUGCAAAUGAAGAUGAAUAACAGCAGCCUGUUCUGUUUCUUUAAGGAAUUCAUACGAAUGGAAGGGAACCACUCGUUUGAGAAGGUGCUCAGAGAGCUUAGUGCAAGAAGAUACAUAGACAAGACAUUUGUGUCUGAGCUCUGUAGUAUGUUUCUCCAAGGGUUCCAUCUGCUUGAAGCCUCCUAUCUAUUAAGACAUAUAGGCAGGCCUCUCACUGUAGACAUGUUCCACUCAUUAGUUCUGUUCUCCACAAAGCUUCUAUUUUCUAGCCAGGUGGAAAAGGAUCUGGUGGACAUGCUGUCUGUAUACAAGAACAUAGUUCAAAUCAGAGUGCGGCAAAGAGUCAAGUUUGACGACGAGAUAAUUGAGGUGCUUGCCAAGAACCUGGCCAAGAUGACAUUUUUUGAGCACCAGGUUGUCGAUGUAACCGUUUCGACGAUCUAUUCGAUCAGCACUCUUCCAGAGAAGAGCAUUAUCAUGCUGCUUGAGAAGCUUUGCGAUAUGGAGAGGAGCUCCCUCAAGGCGAUUUCUGCCGUGGGAUGCAUUGGUUUAAAGCACAUGCAGUAUGUGGAAGAGCUAGAGAGAUUGGUGAAGUCCAACAGAAUAAAGAUCAAGGUUGACAAGACUGUAAUCACGCCUGAGAUAGUAGAAAGAAGGCGGAGCAUCAAUGCAUCCAGGCAAAGCAUUAGCACUAUUCUCGAGGAAAACAAGGAUGGAGAUGAUUCGAUCCUGAAUAACUCCGCUCUCGACAGGGGCAUUUCCUCAAGAAUCGGGGACAAGAGCGAGGAGGAGAUUGUCGACUUCUUUUUCUACAUUAAGGAGAAGGAGAUGCUGUAUGGAAAAACCGUUCUUUCUAACUUCAAGCAAGUUGUUGAAGAAGGAUGCUUCUCGAGUGACGAAGAAAUACAGGUUGCCGCAUAUGUCUCUCUUUAUAGACUUAUGUGCAUCAGCUUUGAGUUCUUUAGCGAGCACUACGAGACCUUUAUUCGUUCGAUGAGUCAUCCAAUCCCCAGGAUCAGAGCAAAUGCUGUUGUUGCAAUGGGCGACUUUCUGCUGAGCUACAACACCACUGCAGAAAGACACACACAUCUCCUGCUUGAAUCUCUUGGGGACGUGGAUGCCGAUGUCAGAAGGAAUGCUCUCCUUGUGAUUCACAAUCUGCUCAUGAAGAACAUUCUCAAGAUCAAAGGAUAUGGCCCCAAGCUUGUGCUUCUGCUAACGGAUGAGAAUGCAGAAAUUAAGGAGAUGGCCGAGCAUCUUUUGAUACAGAUAUCGAAAAAGGAGAACACAAUGACUACUCUACUUUACGAGACGAUAACUGCAGAGAAUGGACAGCUUCCUCUUAUCAUAGGCUUCCUUACAGAUCUGGUAAGCGAAAAGGCCAAGGAGAGUUUAUUUCUGAAGGCCCUAAGAUCGAAUGUUAACAGCGAAACUCUGAAGCUUCUCUGCAGUGCUUUUAACUUGGACGACAGGAUUGCAGGGAGUGGUGGGCUCCUUAAUAGGUCUAAAUAA
Molecule: messenger RNA, 2769 nt
Organism: Encephalitozoon cuniculi GB-M1
Lineage: Eukaryota; Fungi; Microsporidia; Unikaryonidae
Exons: 1
Coding region: 1-2769 (922 amino acids)
Biological process (GO): mitotic chromosome condensation; meiotic chromosome condensation; mitotic cell cycle
Cellular component (GO): nucleus; condensed chromosome, centromeric region
Molecular function (GO): histone binding
Source: RefSeq, marked provisional